Molecule: messenger RNA, 1731 nt
Organism: Capronia coronata CBS 617.96
Lineage: Eukaryota; Fungi; Ascomycota; Eurotiomycetes; Chaetothyriales; Herpotrichiellaceae
Exons: 5
Coding region: 1-1731 (576 amino acids)
Biological process (GO): transmembrane transport; carbohydrate transport
Cellular component (GO): membrane
Molecular function (GO): carbohydrate:proton symporter activity
Source: RefSeq, a predicted model, not a curated record
AUGGCCUUCACCCCAGACUGGACCCAGACCCAGCCCGAACAUAGGUGGGAGAUCCUUCGAUGCCAAAGUCGCUUUGCAUUAUGGGCGUUGUUCUCGUCCAUCGGUGGCAUGAUGACAGGUAUCUUUCUCUUUCCAUUCUGUGCCUUUCAACAUCACUUUUCUGACCUCCUUGCAGGCUUUGAUUGGGGCGUGAGCAGCAAUGCGGCGUCGUUGCCUGCCUUUCAAAUUCAGUUUGGCAAGCCGUACCCGACCGCUCCCAGUGGCUAUAUAAUUCCUGCAAACUACCUUUCCGGAUGGUCAGGCGCCGCUUCCGGUGGCGACAUCGUCGGCAUUCUCAUCGCUGGGCAGCUCAUCGAAUGGGUUGGCCGGAAACAUUCUUUGCUCAUCGGCAGCGUCAUAACGGCCAUUGGGGUGGGCAUGCAGAUUGGUAGCAGCGAAUGGAUCUUAUUCCUAUGCGGCCGUCUGGUGAACGGUACACAUCAUGGUCCCCAUUUUGUCGAGUUGCAAGAGCUGAUCUUGGUGCUAGCCAUCGGUUUUGGGAUUGUUUACAUUCUGUCGCCCGUGUGGAUUGGCGAGACUGUGAGACCGGAGUUGAGAGGGUUCUACCUUUGCUUCAUGAACGGCUCCAUCGUCUUCGGUCAACUGCUGCUUGCAGUGGUGGCAAAAGGAAUCUCCACCAUCGACUCUCACUGGUCAUACAGAAUCCUCAUCAUCCUCCAACUGGCCUUUGUGGUGCCUCUGCUUGUCAUCUACCCAUGGUUUCCAGAGUCUCCCUAUUACCUGUUCAAGAGAGGAAAGCCCGAGAAGGCGCGCAAAGCACUUAACAGGAUCCAUGGAUCCUCAGAUCAAGCCUUGAUUGACGCAGAGAUGCAUCGUAUUCGCAGCAACUUUGAGUACAGUGAAAGCUUGAGAAUGGCUGCGGCUCAGGACGGUACCCCCCUUCUCGUCCAGUGCUUCAAGGGCCCGAACUUGCGGCGCACCCUGAUUGCCAUUCUGCCCACAGUGGAGCAGGUUUGCGUCGGUUCGACCUUUGUCCUCGGCUUCAUCACCUACUUUAUGUCCCUUCUGGAGAUUCACGAUUUCUUCACCGUCACCGUGGUGCUCAGCGUGGUCAUGUUGUUGUCCAGUAUGGCCGCAUUUCCCCUGAUCGAGGCGGUUGGGCGUCGGCAGCUUCUCAUUCCGGGAACCUUCUCCUUGACAGCCGCCCUUCUGGUCAUGGGAAUCACGGGCUGCUUCAGUGCCAAAGCUGCAGUCUGGGUCUUUUUGGUUUCCGUCUUCCUGUGGGCGAUUGUCUACCAGGCCACUCUAGGGGCUAUUGGAUUCGCUUUUGGCGCAGAGAUUCCUUCUCUUCCUCUACGCUCUUCUAGUGUGUCUCUGAUGGGCUUCAGCCAGAUGGCAGGUGUUUGGGUUGUCUCCGUCGUCCUUCCAUAUCUCAUCAAUCCGGACGCCGCCAACUUAGGUGCCAAAUUGGGCUUCAUCUUCUUCGGCCUCAGUCUCCCGGUAUGCGUGCUGAUGUACUUCUACAUUCCAGAGACCAAAGGCUUGACCUUUGAGGAACUUGACUAUUUGUUUGUGAGCAAGACUAGCUGCCGAAAAUUCCAGACUGUCAUUAAGGAACGUCGGAUGCUGGCCGAGAAUGCCCUGGAGAUUGAGGUCAAAGGUGCCAUCAUCACCACCAAGGCGUCCGAGAAUGGUGCCAGGGUGGGCCACAUUGAGAAUUCUACCGUGUGA